Microthlaspi erraticum is the source of this 1575-nucleotide messenger RNA. The record is from the annotation of a GenBank genome assembly. Lineage: Eukaryota; Viridiplantae; Streptophyta; Magnoliopsida; Brassicales; Brassicaceae.
AUGUUUUUGGUGGACUGUUCUCGAUUUUCUCGGCUGGACCUUUUUGUUCUCGAUUUUCUCUCGUCGGCGGUUUACGACAUGUUUCAAGGUGGUUUUUCUUUGGUUUGGUGGACUGUUGUGCUUUGUGAGCGAGUUCAGACUGCUGCUUUUGGUGGUCGGCUUUGGCUCAUGGUGAUGUUCUGUGUGUUCUGUGGGUGGUGGCGAGAGCUCCGUCUCUACCUCCGGUUAAGACUUCACCUGUUCUGCCUUUGCGCUAGUCUGGAUUCAAAGUGCUUCUUAGUCCCUAGGCUUGCGUUGCUAGUGGGAUGGGUAGUUGCUGUCGUUUUGGCUUGUUUGAGGAUGGGAUUUCCAGAUCUUCUCCCUCUCUUUCCCCGUCUUUCGCGCGUUUGUUUGUCACCUGAAAGUCUCUCCUUCGCCGAGACUUUGUUGCUCUACGACACUUCGAUUUACCCUUACCUCUUCAAGUUCUUCUUCAAAUUCGUACUAAUGGCGAUUAGAAUUACUUUCACCUACUCCAGCUAUGUUGCUCGCAAUCUCUCUUCCUCCGCCGGAGCCCGUGUUGGCGCGGGCUCCGGCGAUCUCCGCUCCUGCUAUGAGUUAUGGGUUCGUCCCAGAUUCUACAGCCGGAAGCCCGAUCCGGACAAAUCUCCCGGAUCCAAUCCCUGGACCAGCCCCAAGAUCCGACCCGCGUCGAUGUACAGCAGCGUUGCGAGGGAGAUCAUCGGAGAAGGGAGCCAGAGUCCGCUCGUGAUGGGGUUGAUCUCGAUUCUGAAGUCAACGACGUCUCCUCAGUCGUCGUCGGCGGCGAUGAACGUCCUCGGGAUCUCACCGUUCAAGGCCUCUUCUAUCAUUCCGUUUCUUCAAGGGUCGAAAUGGAUGAAUCCGCCGGAAAUUGAUGACGUGGACAAGGGAGGAACGGCGUGUGAUGAUGAUGACAAGGAGCUGAGUAAGCUGGAGGAGUUGAGUGAUAAGGAGUCGAGUGGAGGAAGCGGAUGGGUUAAUAAGUUUCUGAACAUCUGCUCGGAGGAUGCAAAGGCUGCUUUCACGGCGGUCACCGUCUCUCUCCUUUUCCGAUCGGCUCUUGCCGAGCCAAAGUCGAUACCUUCCACGUCUAUGUACCCUACUCUUGACGUGGGUGAUCGCGUUAUGGCUGAGAAGGUCUCAUACUUCUUCAGAAAGCCGGAGGUUUCUGAUAUAGUAAUCUUCAAGGCUCCUCCAAUUUUGUUGGAACAUGGUUACAGUUGCAACGAUGUGUUCAUAAAGAGGAUAGUGGCAAGUGAAGGUGACUGGGUAGAAGUUCGUGAUGGGAAGCUCUUUGUGAAUGACAAUGUGCAAGAAGAAGAUUUCGUGUUAGAGCCAAUGGCCUAUUUAAUGGAACCAAUGUUUAUCCCCAAAGGUAAUGUCUUUGUCCUCGGAGAUAACCGCAACAAGAGCUUUGACUCUCACAACUGGGGUCCACUUCCGAUAGAGAACAUCGUUGGAAGAUCUGUGUUUCGUUAUUGGCCACCGAGCAAAGUAUCAGACACCAUAUACCACGACCAAGCUGUGCCAAAGGGAGCUGUUGCUGUUUCAUGA